This is a messenger RNA of Penicillium egyptiacum, 582 nucleotides long. The record is from the annotation of a GenBank genome assembly. Lineage: Eukaryota; Fungi; Ascomycota; Eurotiomycetes; Eurotiales; Aspergillaceae.
AUGAUGGCCAUCCGAGGUCCUUUCCUAAGAAGAACUCUAGGAGCCACGCUUUCCCGCCGCUGUAACCCCCGCGGUACACUCACGGCGGCUUCUUUUUCUUCGGGCAAUUCCCAAGUCGAUGAGACCAAGGGUAUCGUAGAUUCAACGCAUAACCUUGAGGCUUUCAACCGGCUUACCUCAGGUCGUUGGCUUUGGAACGAGCGACAGCAAUUUGCCUGUCGCUAUGUCAAGUUCGACCUCUCAACGCUUCUGCAACUAGCUGCCUCUGCAAUCGGAUCGAGAUCAUGUACUCAAGUGUCAAAGGUCUGGGAGGGCCAAUAUAACAAAGUACUCCAGCUCACCAUGGACGAUGGACGCGAUAUCAUUGCGAAACUUCCAAAUCUCAAUGCAGGCAGACCACACUCGCGACAGCUACUGAUGUUGCAACUAUGGACUUUGUAUGGCUUGCUUUUUUUCCUACCACGGAAUGUGUUGAACCUCCCUUUUCCGAGAGUGUACGCAUGGAGUUCUCGAGCAUUAGAGAACCCUCUCGGAGCAGAGUAUAUCCUCAUGGAGAAACAGGCCGGCGUGGUACUAAGCUGA